Cladocopium goreaui is the source of this 1137-nucleotide messenger RNA. The record is from the annotation of a GenBank genome assembly. Lineage: Eukaryota; Dinophyceae; Suessiales; Symbiodiniaceae.
UCCCAAAAUCCAAGUUGUUGCCAGUUGGGCUCAAGCUCCAAACCCGUUUUGCGACGCCGUGCUGCUUCGGUGGCAGCGGUCGUCGCCAAAUCUCUUGGUUCCCAGACGGCGGGCACAACAGAGAUGAGGAAAACUGCGCUCAUCACAGGUAUCACGGGGCAGGAUGGGUCCUACUUAGCCGAGUUCCUUUUGGAGAAGGGCUAUGAAGUGCAUGGGAUCCUCCGUAGAUCCUCCAGUUUCAACACCAGUCGCAUUGAUCAUAUAUUCGACAAGGUGAAUCUUCACUAUGGAGACUUGGUUGAUUCUUCGAACCUGGCGUCCAUCAUGGCGAAGGUGAAGCCAGACGAAGUCUACAACCUAGCAGCCCAAAGUCACGUGAAGGUCUCCUUUGAGGAACCCGAAUACACCGCGCAGGCGGAUGGCGUGGGCACCCUGCGACUGCUCGAGGCGAUCCGCACCGUGGGGCUGGAGAAGACCACCCGUUUCUACCAGGCCUCCACCUCGGAGCUCUAUGGCAUGGUACAGGAGGAGGAACAGGAAGAGCUGGAGGUGGGCAAUGUGAUUCGUGUACCGGAACGGGAACAGGUGGGCAUGAAGUGGAGAAGGAUGGUCCGGUGUGGGCCACAAGGUUUGUUGUCGGUGUCGGGAAAGUCGGAACUUCAAGGCGAGACGCUGAAGAUGUCGGUGGGAAGAUAUGAUGUUGAGGUGGUAUCGCGGGAGACCACACAAAGGGUGGACGUGUUGGAGUCGCUGUCGGAUGUGGAGAUGGUGGCCAAGUUGGUGCCGAGAGAAAUAGAAGAGUUACGUGAAACUGACAAAGACUUUCGGUUGCCCGAAAGCGACGUGAAGCGACAUCAGGGCAGAAAAACAGAACAUCCCGAUGCGGAUCGUGGAAUCUACCUGCAGCUGGAGAAUGGUUCCUACUUCAACGUGUCACGCUUCCAAGAAAUGCCGUUGGGUGAGUGGAAACGUUUGGUGCCAGUGAUGAAAAAGCUUGCCCGUGGAGCAUCGGUGAAGAUUAUGGUGUCUUGGCAACUUUUUGAUUUGGGUGGAGCCCUGAAUGGUCGCUGCAUCGCUUGUGCCCCCAAAAUUUUCUCGCUUGUGCCCCCGUUUUGUUCUCGCUUGUGCCCCUCGUAG